CUGGGGCCUCUCAUUUGAUCGAAAUUGUGAGGGAAGGGAAGCACAACGGCUAGUAUCUUGUGCCGAAUUCUUCCGGGUUGUCUAGGCACCGCUGAGUCGGGAGAAAUCUUGCUGUGAGCAAGUUGGUUGGCCCAGCUGACGGGUGGUCCUCCUGGGACCCUUGAAAUGGCGAAUAAAGCAGUUGCCACACUGAAAGGAUGGCUUACAAAGCUCCCCAUCAAAGCUCCGUGGAAGGUGCUUGGUGUGGCUUCAUCGCCUGAAUUCCAGGAUUACCUGCCUUCAGCACCUGAUUACAGAAAGCAUGCCCCAGCGUCACAACCUGUACGCCCAUCUGUGCCAGCAGCUCUGCCAGAACAGGUGUAUGACAUCAGAUACUGGGUGCGCGACAUAAGGAGGGAGGGGCAGUUGGUGGGUGGUACAAACAAGAAGCACAUGGUAAAGUACCAGGUGGAUGUUUCAGAGAGAACACAGUUCAGCGAGUCAGAGCCUGCACCAGCAAUGGGAACGCCCUAUAAGUGGAAGAAGAAGUCAAACUUGCUAGACUAUGACAACAAUGGUUACACUUGAGUCGUCAUGGGAAUAAAGACACAGUGUAACAUCAUCUAGGCAGGGUCAGCGGCACCUUCACUGGAGCAAGCUACAAAAAGUUGUGGAUGCUGAAGCGAGCGAUUGUCAUUAAGUGAGAGUAUGGUAAUUCUCUGAAUGUCUGAAUGUCUGUCUCCUUUCCGCUAUUAGCGCGGCAACGUGACGUAUUGUACACAUGUGCCCUGCAAGGAACCUGAGUGUGUCCUUUGUAAAUCCAGCGGCCGGCUACAGCUGGGCCAGCGGCAG
This is a messenger RNA of Coccomyxa subellipsoidea C-169, 831 nucleotides long. RefSeq lists its product as hypothetical. Bases 166 to 567 code for a protein of 133 amino acids. The transcript is spliced from 5 exons. The record is from RefSeq and is a predicted model, not a curated record. NCBI's taxonomy places the organism in Eukaryota, Viridiplantae, Chlorophyta, Trebouxiophyceae, Coccomyxaceae.